Messenger RNA from Engraulis encrasicolus (European anchovy), 1876 nucleotides. RefSeq names its product mitochondrial ribosomal protein S31 (gene mrps31). Gene Ontology annotation, molecular function: structural constituent of ribosome. Lineage: Eukaryota; Metazoa; Chordata; Actinopteri; Clupeiformes; Engraulidae. Gene Ontology annotation, cellular component: mitochondrial small ribosomal subunit. The transcript has 6 exons. The coding region runs from base 12 to 1064 and encodes 350 amino acids. The record is from RefSeq and is a predicted model, not a curated record.
CCAGUGCAGGUAUGGUGGUGGAGGCAGCAGCAGCAGACGUCACUACAGCAGCGGAGGCGAAGAUGGCGGCGGUGGAGGUGGAGGAGACAUCAGCUGUUCAGCAGGGAGGGGCUACUGCACCAGGGGGCGUGGCCACACCAUCGGAGGGCGGGAAGAAGAGCCUUCUGGAGCUGCUGAGUGCCAUGAAAGUCGACGUGACGACGAAGCGCAAAGUCCGAGCGCCCCGCCCCCCAGCGCUCUCACAGCCGCCAACCAGGAGCAAGGCCCCGCCCACCGCACCCGUCGCCAUGGAGACCACCAAGGAGAUGUUCCAGGAGGCCUCGGCAGCUGCUGCCACGGCAACAGAGGAAGAGAGUUUGAGUCCUGAGCUGGUUGCGGCGGCGUCAGCUGCGGCUUCAACUCUACCAAAUCGUCACCAGGCAACCUCCGAAUUACUACGGCAACUCAGACACCACGAGGCCCAAACACACACACAGCAGCCUGGAGGAGAGGCCCUCAGCAACCUCAUCGCUGACAUGAAAGUGGGAAAGCGCGCUGUUGGACGACAAGACGCAUGGUCAACCAAUCAAAUCCGCUUUGAUGAGGAUGGGCGGGGCUUCACUCAGGAGCGGGGAAUCAGGAAGAGCAACUUUGGUGGAAAACGCUUAAAUGUCUUCACUGAGAAAACGGAGUACACACCUGCAGCAGAAGGUCUGUCAUUAUGGGAUGUGGAUCUGGCCCACCGCAUCACCAUGGCAACCAAUCAGCUUCCUCGUAACGGCUUUGAGGAGAUGCUGCUGUGGACCAGGCGGGACCAAGUCUGGCAGUAUCCAAUCAACAACGAGGCUGGUCUGGAGGCGGAGCUCUCGGUGCCGUUCCAUGAGCACGUGUUCCUGGAGCGCCACCUGGAGGCGGGCUUUCCCACCAGCGGACCAAUCAGACACUUCAUGGAGCUGGUCAUCACCGGAUUGGCCAAGAACCACACCCUCACAGCCAAUCAGAAGCAAGAGCACAUCGCCUGGUUCCGGAACUACUUCCAGGAGAAGAAGGCUGUUCUGGAGGAGGCCGAGGCCUUUGGCAGCUAAGGGGUUAAUAAGCAACCAGACGACUUGUGGACACAAGUGGACAGCGAAGGGUUAACAACGAGACGAAUUGUGGGACACCAAAGGGUUACAUAAAAUAAAGGAGAAAAGUCUGCUUCAACCAGAUUUUUUCUGCUCCCACUUUUUAUAAUUUUUUUUGUAAAAUUUUGGGUUAAGGGUUAUAACCCGACACGUUCGGCAAAAAAUAACAAGGUGGGAGCAGAAAUAUCUUGUCGUGUCAUUCGGCUGUCCCAGGUCAAAGACAUUUUUGGAUAUAAUGUGUGGGCUUUAACCUACUACAUCAAAGGGUUAACAAGACAACUAACGGGUUAACGAGACGCCUGGUGAACAGCAGCAGAGGAAAAAAACAAGUGAGCUGAAAUAUAUAAUUAAUAUUAUUAUUAAUAUCAAUGAUUAUUAUUAUUGACAUGUUGGGAACUGUAGCAAGCAUCAGGGGCCUGUACUGAGACGCUGGCUCAGUAGUAAACCUCAUUUAGUGAAGAGGUAAAACAUCUAAUAGAAGAGCCUGCAGGCCUGUGUGUUUGUAAGAAAAUGAGGGCUCAAGGCUCUUCUAUUAGAAGAUUUACCUCUUAACAUAUCCUGGUUUUCUCCUGAACCAGCGUCCUAAUACCCCUCUCUGCAGUGGAAUCACAACAUUGUUAGUUGGAGCAACGUGUUGAAGGUCAGCAGUGUUAGUUGGAGCUGUAACUCAGUAACAUGUUGGUCGCUCUCCACUGCUAAUGCAGUGGGUGCUGUUUGCAUAUACUGUAUAUUGUUUUCUGAAACGGUAAAUAAAUGUUGAGCUUUGUUGUUGA